Stegastes partitus (bicolor damselfish) is the source of this 3396-nucleotide messenger RNA. It is a transcript of the gene ripk1l, whose product is annotated as receptor (TNFRSF)-interacting serine-threonine kinase 1, like. Bases 279 to 2342 code for a protein of 687 amino acids. Gene Ontology annotation, molecular function: ATP binding; protein binding; JUN kinase kinase kinase activity. Lineage: Eukaryota; Metazoa; Chordata; Actinopteri; Pomacentridae. Gene Ontology annotation, biological process: protein phosphorylation; signal transduction. The record is from RefSeq and is a predicted model, not a curated record. The transcript has 10 exons.
CGGUUUUGUUUGAUAUCGGGACUGAAUGCGGUCGUUAAUGUUAUUCGACGGUUGAUAAGUUUGCUCGCGGGAAGCUAACUUUGAUUUUGUUGACUAAACUUUUGAGAACAGUGAGGCGCUAGCUUAACGCUCCUGUCAAUGUUGUGAGCGUCACGGAUGGCUAAUUCGCCGCUCCGCUCAUUCAUUUAGUCUCUUUUGAUUAUCUUAAACGGGUUCUUAAAAGACAUAAUCGUGCGUCUGUGUGAGCUGUGGGGUUUUAUCGUGACUUGUUCCCAGGGAUGGCCACCGCGCCUCAGUCCUCGCUUCAUAUGAGGUCGGCGGAUCUCAUCGUUAAGGAGCCUCUGGACUACGGAGGCUUUGGAGAGGUUUACCUGUGCUACCACGUAACCCUGGGUCAUGUGGUGUUGAAGACUAUGUACACAGGCCCUCUUCGCAGCGAGGACAGUAAAAGGUCACUGCUGGAGGAGGGGAGCAUCAUGGCGAGCCUGAACCAUGAGCGAGUGGUCAAGCUGCUGGGCGUGAUCAUGGAGGACAGAGACUGCUCUCUAGUCAUGGAACUCAUCCCCAGAGGCAACCUGUUGGUCAUGCUAGAAACGGUCAAUGUGCCAGUAUCUGUGAAGGGAAGAAUCAUCUUAGAGAUUCUGGAAGGGAUGGUGUACCUCACAGAAAAACGUGUUCUACACAAGGACAUCAAGCCAGAAAACAUUUUGGUGGAUAAGGAUUUUCACAUCAAGAUCGCUGACCUCGGCCUGGCCACCUGCCAGACGUGGAGCAAACUCACAAAACAGGAGUCGCGCAGGAAGAGCGGCAGGGGCCGAUCGACUGGGGCGCGAGGGGCUGGCACGCUGAGCUACAUGGCUCCAGAGCACCUGGAGAGCAUACACACAAUCUCCACCGAGAAGUCCGACGUGUACAGCUUUGCGAUCGUGGUUUGGGUCAUUCUCACAGGGGACGAACCAUAUGCAAACGCCAGGAGCGAAGACCAGAUCAGCCAGUGUGUUCGUAACGGUGACCGGCCAGCAGAAGAACUCAUCCCAGAGGACACGCCCGCGGAGAUAAUUGAGCUCAUGAGGAGAUGCUGGGACCAGAAUCCUGAGCAGCGACCAACAUUUAAAGAGGGCUACAACUGCUUCCUCCCUUUCUACACGGAGAAGCUUGAGCCACACGUUGAGGAAGAUCUACUGAAUCUGAGGACGUUAUACGAAGGCCCAGAGGAACUUGUUGAGAAGAUGAAAUCUCUGUCAAUGAGCCCUGAUUGUUUUUCACCCAGUGAGCACGAUUCUCCAGCUCCUCUGUUGAGUUCUGACAGAAACGUCUCUGUGCCAGUUGAAGCCAGUAUUGAAGACCUGCACCAGAACCACUACGAACCGUCUGUGGAGUCUAUUCAGACGGACGCAAAGGCAACCAGCGUCCCUUCGGCUCUGGAGGAGAAACUGGAUCGGGAGCUUCAGUACCACAAACACGGGAGCUAUAAUUGUGAGAACCAGCCCCACGAUGCCAACUUCCUCUACAACAACAACUACUCCAAUCCUUUCCUGCAAAACCCCUCCAGCACUUCGGAUCAUGCAAUAAGGCAACCAGAACAGGAGAGAUCGUCUGUCUUUUCUUGGACAAAAGCUGAGCCAGUGCAGCCCACCAGCCAGGAAGAGGUUGGGUAUCGCCCCAAUGCGGGUCUUUAUGAGUCCAUGAGCUCCUCCAUCUCGACAUCAUCCCACUUGCCUAUGUCUGCCAGCACAUCCUCUCUGCCACAGUUAAACCAGCAACAGCCACAUUCCCACUUCGACCGCCAGCAGUCCUGGCCAACUUACCCAGUGUACGAUACCUCCGCCCCUGACGCCACCACUGGCCGUCUCCUGAACCCCUCAAAGUGUGGCUCUUCCCAGGAUCCAGGUUCUCUUUACAUUCACAACGCCAGCGGGAUCCAGAUCGGAAGCAACAACACGAUGAGCAUCAGAGGUUUUGACACUUCUCUUAGCUCAUCAUCUAUAUCUACUACUGGCCAAGCGAGCUCUCCCAUCAAAGAAGGCAUUUUGAAAUAUGAUGACCACGCUGUGACUGAGGAGCACCUGGAUCUGCUGAGGGAUAACAUCGGCUCCAAAUGGAAGCGCUGUGCGCGACGCCUGGGCCUGAGCGGUGUGGAAAUAGAGACCAUAGAGCACGACUACUACCGGGACGGCCUGCCGGAGAUGGUGCACCAGAUGCUCGAGCGCUGGAAGAUGAAGGAGGGAUGCAUCGGCUGUACUAUCGGGAAGCUCUGUCGAGCUCUAGAAGGAAACAUAAAGGUAGACGUCAUCCAGAAGAUACUGGACAUCUGCAGUUCUUCUUCUCUCCAGAUGUCAUAAGCUUUUCAUAAACUCACCAGAUUUGCCAUAUUGACUCUAUGGCAGCCGUAUUUUCUGAACUGUGAUUAAGGGCUCUGGGGGUCAGUUUAACCAAAGGUGAAGGUUUAAGAAAAGAAAAAGAAAUCUAAAAUGUUUAGGUUUUGGUUUUAUAUGCUCUCGCUCCGCAGUGUUGUCGUCCUCUCACAAUAAUUUCAUAUAACUGACUCGGAUGUUGUAGAAAACGCAACAGCUCCAAUCAACGACAAUCCCUGAAAAUAAAUCCGUUGGUUUCUUGUGAUAAUCAUAAAAUUUCCUGUCAAACAUUUACAUGUGGACGUUGUACUGGUGAAUUACUGAACACUGUCUAGUAGUCACUUGUUUCCAUCCGUUACCUUUUACCUUAAAUCACUGACCGCACGACUUUCCUGUCAAGCAAACGUAGACACGGUUUGGGUUCUUCUGAUCAUGGAAUUUCAAAAUCAGUGUGUAUUUUUGUAAUUUGCCUCACCAAUAAAAGGUUGUUGUUUUUAUUCAUAUCAGUAUCAAAUCAAACCAAGAAUUAUUACCAAGAAUAAAAGUGAUGUUUUUUUAAAUAACGUUUAAUAAAAUUGUACUCUGUGCUGGUGUUAUGAAAAAAGCCAUUUAGUUUGUGCGUAGUUACUGUACCAGCGUGAUGAGCCCGUAUCUGGAGACGACCGAAUGGUGUGUGUGGUAAACAUUCAUUUCAGGAGCCUGAAAGGAGCUGAAGACAGACCAGAAUGCAGAUUGUACAGAAGGAUACGUCCUUAAUAUUGUCUGCAGUUAUGACUCUUGAAUUUCAGACCUGCUGCAGGUUGUCUGCUUCCAUGAAUGUCAUUGGCUUUGUUGGCUGGUUGUGUCCGGUAUGUGGACUUAACGGGAAUGAAAUCAAAUCUUUAAUGAGUUGUUGUACUGUAACGUGUCAAGCAUUCUGGAUAAGAAGCUCCUUUUGUCCCCAUUCUGAUCAUUACAAAAUGCUGUAAUGAGUUUUUCCACAGCUCGGUCCUCUGAAAUGCUAUUUUUACAUUCAGAAUAAACUGUACAUAUGUUUCUAAAA